This is a messenger RNA of Nestor notabilis (Kea), 1105 nucleotides long. RefSeq names its product annexin A5 (gene ANXA5). The annotation marks the transcript as partial. Gene Ontology annotation, biological process: negative regulation of coagulation. The record is from RefSeq and is a predicted model, not a curated record. The transcript has 11 exons. Gene Ontology annotation, molecular function: calcium-dependent phospholipid binding; calcium ion binding. Gene Ontology annotation, cellular component: cytoplasm. NCBI's taxonomy places the organism in Eukaryota, Metazoa, Chordata, Aves, Psittaciformes, Psittacidae.
UAUACGAGAGGAACCGUGACAGCCUUCUCUCCUUUUGAUGCCAGAGCUGAUGCAGAAGCUCUUCGUAAGGCUAUGAAGGGAAUGGGGACUGAUGAAGAAACUGUCCUGAAGAUCCUUACCAGCAGAAACAAUGCUCAGCGUCAAGAAAUUGCAUCUGCCUUUAAAACCUUGUUUGGCAGGGAUCUUGUAGAUGACCUGAAAUCUGAACUUACGGGCAAGUUUGAAACAUUGAUGGUAUCUUUGAUGAGACCGACAUAUAUUUUUGAUGCUCAUGCACUGAAGCAUGCCAUCAAGGGAGCAGGAACCAAUGAGAAAGUGUUGACUGAAAUUCUGGCCUCCAGAACGCCUGCAGAAGUGCGGAAUAUUAAACAGGUUUAUCUGCAAGAGUAUGAGGCCAACCUGGAGGAUAAGAUUACAGGAGAAACAUCAGGCUAUUUUCAGAGACUGCUGGUGGUCCUGCUGCAGGCAAAUAGAGAUCCCGAUGGUGGCGUCAAUGAGAGUCUUGUUGAGCAGGAUGCUCAGGUUUUGUUUAGAGCUGGGGAGCUGAAAUGGGGAACAGAUGAAGAAAAGUUUAUCACCAUCUUGGGAACCCGAAGCGUUUCUCAUUUAAGGAGGGUGUUUGACAAAUACAUGACUAUUUCCGGCUUUCAAAUUGAAGAGACCAUUGACCGUGAAACCUCUGGUGAUUUGGAGAAGCUGCUCUUGGCAGUUGUGAAAUGCAUCCGAAGCGUACCUGCCUAUUUUGCUGAGACUCUGUAUUAUUCCAUGAAGGGGGCUGGCACUGAUGAUGAUACCCUGAUCAGAGUCAUGGUUUCAAGAAGCGAAAUUGAUCUGUUGGAUAUUAGACAAGAAUUCAGAAAGAAUUUUGCGAAAUCAUUGCAUCAAAUGAUUCAGAAAGAUACAUCCGGGGACUACAGGAAAGCGCUCCUACUCCUUUGUGGUGGGGAUGAUGAGUAAUGGUGAGAGGAACAGGAAGGAUUUGUUGUACUCCAGCUUUGCAGCCCUUCAGUUAGCAUGUUUAGCUACAUUUUUGUAUCUUAAUGCUUUGUGGCUGUUUGAAUUUAUACUAGUAUUGCACUUACUAAAAAUGAGUGUAUUGUUACCC